AUGUCAUCAUCAUCAUCAGUCUCUGAUGGAAUUAUCAAAUUUUCGACACAAUAUUCGAUUUAUAUUGGCUGUAUUACAUUUUGUUUUGGAGUUAUUGGUAAUGCGUUGAAUCUUCUUGUUUUUACUCAACUGAAAGUAUUUCGAACUAAUCGAUGCGCCUUCUACAUAACUAUUGAAUCAAUUUCCAACUUAAUGUAUCAAUUUUUAUCUAUUACUACAACUAUUUUAACAUCAAUAUAUGGAGAUGAUGCAACAGAACGUUCUUCAAUUUGGUGUAAAUUCAAAUACAUAUUGGCACAAAUAUGUGCGCUCACUACUUUUUAUAUGAUAUGUUUUUCUGCUGUUGAUCAAUUCUUUUCGACAAAUCAUCGUUUUAAUUUAAGACAAAUGUGUACAUUGAAACUUGGUCGAUAUAUUUCAUUUAUAUUCAUUUGUUUUGCGAUCAUUCAUAGUAUUGCACUUGGCUCUUCUUUUGAUAUUCAACCAACAUUUGGAUGUGUUCUAUCGAAUUAUGUAUGGAUUGAGUAUUCAACAUUCUUCUUUUAUCCAAUUUUAAUUGGUUUUCUACCUAUUAUAAUUGCAUCAUCAUUUAGUAUCUUAGCUUACCAUAAUGUUCGUCAUAUACUCCGACAACAAUUACCAAUUGUUCGUCGUAAACUAGAGAAACAAAUAACAGCAAUGGUUCUUAUGCGUGUAAUCGUCUUUGUUUGUUUGACACUACCUUAUAUUACUUAUCGUAUCUAUGUCAUUAAUGUUCCUAUAUCACAAAGUUUACCUAUGGCAUAUGCAAUUAGUCGAUUGAUUCAAGCAAUUUUUACUUCUAUCAACAUUAUAAAUUCUGUUAUCAACUUUUAUAUUUUUAUAAUAUUCUCAUCACGUUUUCGUCGUCAAGUAAAACUUGUUCUAGUAAAAAAAUGUUGGCAACGAUGCAAAUAUUGGUGUUGCUCCAUAAAUAAUCGAGUCGAACCGGACAACAAUAUUGAAACACCCAAUUCACACAUGGAAUCUGAUGAAAAUAUCUAA
Molecule: messenger RNA, 1023 nt
Organism: Adineta steineri
Lineage: Eukaryota; Metazoa; Rotifera; Eurotatoria; Adinetida; Adinetidae
Source: the annotation of a GenBank genome assembly